This is a messenger RNA of Dermatophagoides farinae (American house dust mite), 1434 nucleotides long. RefSeq lists its product as uncharacterized. Lineage: Eukaryota; Metazoa; Arthropoda; Arachnida; Sarcoptiformes; Pyroglyphidae. The record is from RefSeq and is a predicted model, not a curated record.
AUUGGAUAAAUUAUCAGCUACGGAUUGGUCAAUAAACAUGUUUUAGCAUCAUUGAUGAUGACUUGAAGAUCAUUAACUCAAUUUGUUUUUUCUUGUUCUUUGAAAAAUUAGAUUUAUUUUCCAUGACAGAUGACAGGGCCAUAACAAGCCCUUUGUUUGUGUUUGUUUGUCGAUAUAUAAUAUAUAAUUUUGUUACUAAAGUCGAAGGUCGAUUUUUCAUUUAUGGUCGUCGUUAUGAAUCAUAAAUCGAAUUAUUAUCAUUAUCAUUAUAUUCAAUUUAAUCAUCAGCAAAAUUAGAGCAACUACUCUUUAUUUUACCUGUACUACGCAUCAAUGAUUAUGAAAUAUUUCCAUUGGUCCUUGAUGAUUCUAGUUGAUCAUUCUUGUUGAAAUAUUUUGAUCAUUCGGUGAUUUCUCAAUAUGGAAUGGCAAUCCCGCAAUAAUAAUAAUAAGUAUAAACAAGCACAGAAACAUCGGAAACGUUUAUGGUUGGAAAUAUUAACCGUUCGUUUGGGUUUAAAAGCAUCAUAUAUUUGGGAUUUGUCGGAGGAAAAUUGUCAUCAAAUCUACCGUAUACUUGAUGAGAUAAAUAUAGAUUGUCGCCCUACUUCAUUUGGUGGUGUUAGUUGGCCCAUUAUGAUUGGUGACAAUGGCCAUUCAUUGAAUGUAGUAAAAUUAUCACUACAACAUUCACCAUCUAACAGUAAUGAUGAUGAUGAACAAACAACAAUGCCUGUUAUAUUCUAUGGCAACAUUCGACACAUGAUCGAGAACAUUAAUUUAACAUUAAUUCAACUCGACAUUUGGAUUCAUGGCUACAAUAAUCAUGCAUCCGAUUGUCACCAUCACCAUAAUAAUAAAGACGUCUUUCAUCAUCCACUUUAUACAUAUUUGAUCGACGUUUCAGCUGUAUUGAAUGAGCCUAAAAUUAUUCAACACCAAAAUGAUGACAACAACGUCGAGAACAAGGAAGAGGAAAAUGUAAUGCAUAGCCUAAAAUAUUGCCUCCUACACAUUCGUGAUCAACUUGUUUUUGUCAGCCAAAAUAAUGUUAACAAGCGAAAUAAUGAUGAACCAUGUGUUAUUAUUCAUAUUGGCAAUCACUUGUUACAAGAUUCAAGUAGCCAUUAUUGGGAUCUAUGUGCAAUAACGGGCAUUCUACUUGGUUAUCCAAUCAUCUAUUGUAAUCGUACAAUGAAUAAUGGUAAUUGUCUUGCCAAUCAAAUGUUACGUAAUUAUACGAUCCGAAUGAUGAAUGUCCAAACGAAUGAAUCAUACGUUAUUUAUUCUUUUACUGUACCCAAUAAAUUUGUCCAUAUUUUUCAAUCAAGAAUCGAUCAAUGGUUUAAAUCAUUAAAAAUUGAUUUGACAAACAAAUCGAUUAUGCUGAAAAUGGAACAAAAAUUGGAAUGUCAUCCAUUCAUAUUAACCUGA